Molecule: messenger RNA, 198 nt
Organism: Paramecium primaurelia
Lineage: Eukaryota; Ciliophora; Oligohymenophorea; Peniculida; Parameciidae
Source: the annotation of a GenBank genome assembly
AUGAAUUAUUUAGUUUUACCAUUAAUAAAUGUGCCUUUCAGACCCCAAAAUCCAAAACAUCAACCUAUAUUAUUAGAUGGUUUGAAGAGAUUAUCCUAAUUUGAUCAAUUAGAGCAUUGUAAAACUGAGAUUACAUUUAGAUAUUUGCUUGAAUGGCUUAGAGAAGGAUUUUGCUAAAAUUUAAAUAAUUUGAUAUGA